AACGAUGGCUACAGAGGGUUUCCAAACCUGUCGUCUUUGAAUAAUUAUUGUCAUUCUGGAUGAAAAAUAGCGAUAGUAUCACCCCCUCCCCCAACAUCGUGAUGGAAAAGAAUCCCGUCACACGGUGGUCAUAGUGGCACGAGCUUGAAACUGUUUCGUUACAAUCCGGUGUUCGUAGCAAGCUAGCUAGUUGUUCUGCGUGGGCUUGCGUCACCGGGCAGCUGUCCGUCAAAUUCCUUGGGAGGGGUCUAUAAAACACAAAAUGGCGACUCCAGUCAACAUCCAAAACCCCAGUAAGACGUGGGAGCUGAGCUUGUAUGAACUGCACAGGAGCCCACAGGAGGCGAUCAUGGACGGCACAGAGAUAGCGGUGUCCCCCCGGAGCCUCCACAGUGAGCUGAUGUGCCCCAUCUGUCUGGACAUGUUGAAGAACACAAUGACCACCAAGGAGUGCCUGCACCGCUUCUGCUCCGACUGCAUCGUCACUGCACUCCGAUCAGGGAACAAGGAAUGCCCCACGUGCCGAAAGAAGCUUGUGUCGAGACGCUCGCUCCGCCGCGACUCCAACUUUGAUGCCCUCAUCUCCAAGAUCUACCCCAGCCGCGACGAGUAUGAGGCCCACCAGGACCGGGUGCUGGAGAGACUCAACCGGCUGCACAACAAGCAGGCCCUCAGCUCCAGCAUUGAGGAGGGGCUGCGCAUGCAGGCUCUGCACAGAGCCCAGCGAGUGCGCAAACCGGCGCAGGAGAGCGACAACACCACCUUCAGCGGCGGCGAGGACAACGGGGAUGCACGGUCACACCUCUCCCACGACUCUGCGCCUUCCCACGCGCCCCUCCCCCCGAGCCACACACCCUCUGAGGCCGGGCCCAGUCGGAACCCUAAGCGGCCCAGGGUGUCAGAUGAAUCAGGCCCGGAGGUGGAUGGGGGCAGCCCCACGGCCCCGCUCCGGCACCACAAAGAGGGCCCUGGCUCAGAGAUAGAGCUGGUUUUCCGUCCGCACCCCCUGCUGGUCAACACACAGGACUACAGCCAGACCAGAUAUGUGAAGACCACAGCCAACGCCACAGUGGACCACCUGUCUAAGUACCUGGCUCUGCGUAUCGCUCUGGAGGAGAGGCAAAGAGACAGCCAAUCCGAUGCAGCGAUGGAGAAGGGGAAAGAGGGAGUGGAGGCGGGGGCUAAAGGAGAGAAAUCAGCAGGAGGGGCCAGCCUGAAGAACGUCAGUGAGAAGCAAUACACGAUCUACAUCACCACAUCAGGCGGACAGUUCUCUACUCUGAAUGGCUCCCUGACUUUAGAGCUGGUGAAUGAGAAGUACUGGAAGGUCAGAAAGCCUCUGGAGCUUUACUAUGCCCCCACCAAGGACCAACCUCUUCAACCAUCACAGCCACCGCAGCAGAAGUCCCCACAGCCCAAAGAGGGGUGAGGAGGACAGGAGUCCUCCCUCUGCAGCCGUUUAUCACACGCUGUCUCUGACAGAGUUCUGUGUGUGGCGUGUAGCUGCUUCUAAGGUAGUCAUUUGGAACAUUCCAUAGAUUGAAGGUCUUCAACUUUGACCUCAGAAUCUGAAGUUUUUCUGUUUUUAUCUUCCGUAGCUUCUAAUCAAACCUGAGUAUGAAGUUGUUUUUGCAAUACCUACACAUUUUUUCCUUAAUCGAAUGGUUGACUUAAAAUGCUGUCUGGACCGGUGUGCACACCGACAGGCAACACCUACGUAGUCCAGCCUUCCUUCAGACCACCAAGUGUUGCUUGACCUUGCAUCAGGACUGCCAGAUUUUGUUGAUACAUCAUUUCAGAUCAGUGUGAGGAUUUUACACUACCAUUCAAAAGUUUUAGAAUACCUACUCAUUCAAGGGUUUUUAUUUAUUUUGACUCUUUUCUACAUUGUAGAAUAAUAGUGAAGAGAUCAAAACUAUGAAAUGACAUGUGGAAUCAUGUAGUAACCACAAAAGUGAUAAACAAAUCAAAAUACAGUAUUUUAUAGUUGAGAUUCUUCAAAUAGCCACCCUUUGCCUUGACAGCUUUGCACUUGUGGCAUUCUCUCAACCAGCUUCAUCUGGAAUGUUUUUCCAACCGUCUUGAAGGAGUUCCUACAUUUACAUUUAAGUCAUUUAGCAGACGCUCUUAUCCAGAGCGACUUACAAAUUGGUGCAUUCACCUUAUGACAUCCAGUAGAACAGUCACUUUACAAUAGUGCAUCUAAAUCUUAAAGGGG
Molecule: messenger RNA, 2218 nt
Organism: Oncorhynchus keta (chum salmon)
Lineage: Eukaryota; Metazoa; Chordata; Actinopteri; Salmoniformes; Salmonidae
Product: E3 ubiquitin-protein ligase RING2-A-like
Exons: 7
Coding region: 263-1429 (388 amino acids)
Biological process (GO): negative regulation of DNA-templated transcription
Cellular component (GO): ubiquitin ligase complex; PcG protein complex
Molecular function (GO): chromatin binding; ubiquitin protein ligase activity
Source: RefSeq, a predicted model, not a curated record